CGUGCAGGCUCUUCGCCCCGGCCUGCGACAUGGAGGAGUUGCUGGGGCCGCGCGUGUCCGCGCUCUCGGCUUACCGUUCGGCGGCCCUACGCGAAGAGCCACAUAAGCCGCCGGCCCACAGGCUGUCCGCCUCCCCAAGAAACCAGAAGGUAAAGAAGCGGCGCCCGAAGAAGCCACCGCGCGGGGCUCGCCCACUUUCUUCGGGGGCCGCCCAUGGGCAGCCGCCCGGAGACUCCCGCCUGGUUCUGGCGGUGGUCACAGCGGCAAAGAGCCGGAGGGUGAAGCUGCGCUCCCGCCGCAGGGUGCUGCAGGAGACGCGGGAACAGAGCCUGGAGGCGGGCGACUCAGCCCCGGCGGCGGAGAUGGACAAGAAGGGGCGCGCUUCCGCCCGGUGUCUUCAGGCGGGCUCCUCGCUCCGGCGCCUCUUGGGGGAGCUGGGGGGAGUCCCGCACAGCCGGGCGCAGGCGGCCAGACUCUUGGAGUGGCUGGUGGCUCCGCUCUCCCCGCAGAGCUUCUUCGAGCAGCACUGGGAGAAGCAGCCCCUCCUGCUCCGCCGGGGCAACCCGGCCUAUUACCAGGGGCUCUUCUCCACCGCCGAGUUCGACGCCAUUCUGCGCGACCACGAGGUCCAGUUCGGAGUCAACCUGGACGUGACCAGCUACGAAGACGGGAGGAGGGAGACGCACAACCCGCUGGGCAGGGCCCUGCCGGCCGUGGUGUGGGACUUCUACCGGAACGGCUGCUCGCUGCGGAUGCUGAACCCCCAGGCCUUUUCCACCACUGUCUGGCGCUUCCUCUCCCUCCUGCAGGAGCAAUUCGGCAGCAUGGUGGGAGCCAACACUUACCUCACCCCUGCGGGCACCCAGGGCUUUGCCCCCCACUAUGAUGACAUCGAGGCUUUUGUAGUCCAGCUGGAAGGGAAGAAGCACUGGCGAGUGUACAGCCCCAGGAAAGAGGCGGAGGUGUUGCCCCAGUUUUCCAGCAGCAACUUGACUCAGAAUGAGAUUGGGGAGCCCAUUCUGGAAACCGUGUUAGAGGCAGGGGACCUGCUCUAUUUUCCUCGUGGGUUCAUUCAUCAAGGAGAUUGCCUCCCAGAAGCCCAUUCCCUCCACAUGACUGUCUCCUCCUUCCAGAGAAACUCCUGGGGAGACCUGUUGGAAAAACUCCUCCCUGCAGCUUUGCAGAUGGCCAUUGAAGAGGACGUGGAGUUUCGCCAGGGUCUCCCCAUAGACUAUCUGGAAUACACUGGAGUCCUGAACUCAGAUGUGAUUGAUCCUCGUAGGACUGCCUUCAUUAAAAAAGUACAUGCUCUGAUCGCUAAACUAAUAAACUAUGCACCAGUUGAUGCAGCAGUGGAUCAAAAAGCCAAGGAUUUUUUUCAUGACUGCCUCCCUCCAGUGCUGACUGAGAGUGAAAAGGCAUGCAGUGUAUAUGGACUUCCCGCACGAUGGGAGAAUGGAGAUGUCCAAGAUGUUGAUGUCCCAUUCCGUGAAAAUACAAAGGUACGGUUGCUUCGAUAUGGGAUUGUAAGGUUGUGCAAUGGAGGAGACAAAAUGUUGCUGUAUUAUACCACAGAAAAUUCAAGGGUGUAUCAUAAGGAGGAACCCAAGUAUUGUGAAAUAGAGCCGGAGUAUACAGAUGGUAUUGAAUUUUUGCUGUCUUCUUACCCCAAUUAUGUCAGUGUAAAAGCCCUUCCAUGUGACACCUUGGAUGAUAAGAUCGCUUUAGCUACCGUUUUGUUUGAAAAGGGAUUGCUGAUUACUAAGAGCCCUCUGUUUUCUGUGUAAUGUGUCAUAGAUGACCAAAAUAAAUAUAUUCUGAAAAAAUA
Messenger RNA from Eublepharis macularius, 1828 nucleotides. It is a transcript of the gene RIOX1, whose product is annotated as ribosomal oxygenase 1. The transcript has a single exon. Bases 30 to 1787 code for a protein of 585 amino acids. Gene Ontology annotation, cellular component: nucleolus. Gene Ontology annotation, molecular function: histone H3K4 demethylase activity; histone H3K36 demethylase activity. Lineage: Eukaryota; Metazoa; Chordata; Lepidosauria; Squamata; Eublepharidae. The record is from RefSeq and is a predicted model, not a curated record.